Molecule: messenger RNA, 4131 nt
Organism: Tyto alba (common barn owl)
Lineage: Eukaryota; Metazoa; Chordata; Aves; Strigiformes; Tytonidae
Gene: RBL2
Product: RB transcriptional corepressor like 2
Exons: 22
Coding region: 9-3395 (1128 amino acids)
Biological process (GO): negative regulation of G1/S transition of mitotic cell cycle; cell differentiation; regulation of transcription by RNA polymerase II
Cellular component (GO): transcription regulator complex; nucleus; chromatin
Molecular function (GO): RNA polymerase II transcription regulatory region sequence-specific DNA binding
Source: RefSeq, a predicted model, not a curated record
GGCGCGGGAUGCCGGGCGAGGAGGAGGAGGAGGCCGAGGCGGGGGCCGGGGGGGGGGCCCGCUCCGCCGCCCCCUCCCCGCCGGGCGAGGACGGGGACACCCGGCAGCGCUACGAGGAGCUCUGCAGCAGCCUCAACAUGGACGAGCGCGCUCGUUCCGAGGCCUGGCUCAGCUACCAGAGCAUGAAGCGCAACUACACGCUGGAGGGAAAUGAUCUGCACUGGCUAGCGUGUGCCUUGUAUGUGGCUUGCAGAAAAGCAGUUCCAACUGUGAGCAGAGGGACAGCUGAGGGAAAUUAUGUGUCUUUAACCAGAAUUUUGCGCUGUUCAGAGCAAAGCUUGAUCGAGUUUUUUAACAAGAUGAAAAAGUGGGAGGACAUGGCAAAUCUACCCUCCCAAUUCAGAGAACGAACUGAGAGAUUAGAGAGAAACUUUACAGUUUCUGCAGUAAUUUUUAAGAAGUAUGAGCCUAUUUUUCAGGACAUUUUCAGAUAUCCUCAAGAAGAUCAACCUCGUCAACAAAGAGGAAGAAAACAGAGACGGCAACCCUGUACUGUGACUGAAGUUUUCCAGUUUUGCUGGGUGCUGUUUGUUCAUGCAAAAGGUAAUUUCCCUAUGAUCAGUGAUGACUUGGUCAAUUCCUACCACCUCUUGUUAUGUGCUUUGGAUCUAGUGUAUGGAAAUGCUCUCCAGUGCCCUAACCGUAAAGAACUUCUGAAUCCUAAUUUUAAAGGUCUACCUGAAGACUUCCAUAGUAAGGAUUAUAAAGUAUCAUCUGAUCCUCCCUGCAUCAUUGAAAAACUGUGUUCAUUACAUUAUGGAUUAGUUUUAGAAGCAAAAGGCAUAAAGGAACAUUUUUGGAAGCCAUAUAUUCGGAAACUGUUUGACAAAAAGCUUUUAAAGGGAAAAGACGAAAAUCUGACGGGAUUUCUAGAUCCUGGGAACUUCGGAGAUAGCUUCAAAGCCAUCAACAAGGCCUACGAGGAGUAUGUUUUGUCAGUAGGAAAUCUUGAUGAGCGAAUAUUUCUUGGGGAGGAUGCGGAUGAAGAAAUUGGAACUCUCACAAGGUGCUUAAAUACACCUUCAGGGAUGGAAACAGCUGAAAGGGUGCAGGUGAAGCAUAACUUGCAGCAGCACUUUGACAGGUCCAAAUCACUUAGGAUUACAACCCCGCUUACUGGCCGCAAGUAUAUUAAAGAGAGCAACCCAUAUGUGACGCCUGUUUCCAUAGCAACGUACAGUUUGAGCCGCCUUCACACGAUGCUGGCAGGGCUGAAGAAUGCCCCCAGUGAAAAUCUGGAGCAAAUACUCAGGGCAUGUUCCAGAGAUCCUUCUCAAUCUAUUGCAAACAGAGUGAAAGAGAUGUAUGAAGCAUACUGCCAGAGCGUGCAGUCUGAAGGAGAAUUCAGUAAUUUUUCCAAAGAUGUUGCUAGUAAGCAUUUUCGUCGUGCUGAGGUGCUGUACUACAAGGUCUUGGAAUCAGUCAUUGAGCAGGAGAGGAGGAGACUGGGAGACACUGACUUAUCUGCAAUACUGGAGCAAGAUGUGUUUCACAGAUCUCUGCUGGCAUGUUGCCUUGAGAUCGUUACCUUUACGUAUAAGCCACCUGGAAACUUUCCAUUCAUCACUGAAAUAUUCGAAAUUCCAGUUUAUCAUUUUUAUAAGGUAAUUGAGGUUUUCAUUAGAGCAGAGGACGGCCUUUGUCGGGAAGUAGUAAAACACCUCAAUCAUAUUGAAGAACAGAUCUUGGAAAGCAUGGCGUGGAAACAGGAAUCCAUUCUGUGGGACAGAAUCAGGGAUAAUGAAAACAAAGUUCCUAGUUGUGAAGAGGUAAUGCCGCCUCAGUACUUUGAGAGAUCUGCUGGGAACAGUGUUGUUGGUUCGCCACUGACACCAAGACGAAUAAACGAGGUUCGUGCAGAAAGUGGAGGACUAGGAAAAGGCCUCUCCUCCUCUCCCACAACCCUGUACGACAGAUACAGUUCUCCCACAGCCAACCCUACGCGGAGAAGACUGUUUGCUGACAGCGAUGCCCCCCCUGACAGCGGGGCGCCGGUGCGCGUGUCCCAGCCGCCCGUGGUGAACGCGGUGCCCGUGCCCAGCCUGAACCCCGAGGCCAUGUCCGUAACGCCGGUGCCCGGGCAGACACUGGUUACCGUGGCAACCGCCACCGUCACCGCCAACAACGGGCAGACUGUGACCAUCCCCGUCCAAGGUAUUGCCAAUGAAAACGGAGGAAUAACUUUCUUCCCAGUCCAAGUCAACGUAGGCACCCAGGCUCAAGCGGUCUCCGGGCCCAUUCCUCCUCUCAGUGCCCAGGCCCUGGCCGCCCCCCUGAACCCCCCGCUGAGCGGGGCAGCGCUCCAGCUCCCCGGCCCCUUACCGGUCCCGCAGAUCUCGCCGGGAGAGCAGCGCCCAGCCCCGCAGCUGCCCCCUGCCCCCGCCCCCCGGCCACGCAAGAUGGGCUCGCUCGCACUCUUCUUUAGAAAGGUCUAUCAUUUAGCUAGCGUUCGGCUGAGAGAUCUCUGUGUCAAACUCGAUAUCUCUGAUGAGCUCCGGAAAAAGAUCUGGACGUGUUUUGAGUAUUCCUUGGUGCACUGCCCUGAAAUCAUGAUGGACAGACAUCUGGAUCAGCUGCUGAUGUGCGCGAUCUACGUAAUGGCAAAGGUUACUAAGGAGGAUAGAUCAUUUCAGAACAUUAUGCGCUGCUAUCGCACACAACCCCAAGCCAAGAGUCACGUGUAUCGGAGCGUCCUGAUCAAAGGCGGGAGACGACGCUGCCGCUCCGGCAGCAGUGACAGCAGCAGCCAGCAGAACUCGCCUACGGACAGGAGUAAAGAGAGGAACAAAGAAAGAACGAGCCGGGACUCCAGCCCGGUCAUGCGCUCCAGCAGCACCCUGCCCGGCCCGCAGCCCAGCAGCGCUCCCCCCACGCCAACCCGCCUGACCGGCGCCAGCAGCGACACCGAGGAGGAGGAGCGAGGGGACCUGAUACAGUUCUACAACAACAUCUAUAUCGAGCAGAUCAAGGAGUUUGCCCUGAAGUAUACUUCAAACGCCGCCGAUUCUCCCCCGCUCUCGCCCUACCCCUUCGUAAGGAUUGGCUCUCCUCGCCGAAUACAGCUCUCCCAGAAUCACCCGGUGUACAUCUCGCCACACAAAAAUGAGUCUACUCUCUCUCCUCGAGAGAAAAUAUUCUAUUAUUUCAGCAGCAGCCCAUCUAAGAGGCUAAAGGAGAUCAACAGCAUGGUUCGAACUGGAGAAACGCCAACAAAGAAGAGAGGCAUUCUCCUAGAAGAUGGCACUGAAGCACCAGCGAAGCGCAUCUGCCAGGAGAAUCACACGGCUCUGUUAAGACGACUACAAGACGUAGCAAAUGACAGAGGGUCCCACUGAGCCCCCCCGCACAGGGCUCGGGGAGGCGGCCGUGGAGCGCAGCCCUGCUGCCUCCUGCCGCGCAGUUGCUGCAGCCCCCCCAGCCCGGCAGCCCCGCCCUAACCCCUCCCACCCUGCCUUGGCUGUCACAAUAACCACCGCCACAGAAAUAAUGACUUACACGUAACAAAGUCCAGUUCUGCUUGGAAAGGCAAGAGGGGAAUAAUCUUUGUAAGCCCUGACGGAAGCCGGCUGGCUGGAUUCCUGCCCCGUUCGGGGGGUUCCACGUGCCCCCCAAACCCCUCACCUUGUUUCGCUGCACGAAGGCAGGUAACGCGGCGGCGCCUUGGUUCGAGCGGUGCAAUUCUUCACAGGGAACUCACGUUCCAAAGGUGGCACUUUCGGUGGGGCUGGGAAGCGUCAUUUUUAAGGCAGAUUAGUUUUGCUGUAUAUUUGCAAUGGCACUUUCUACAUGUGAAUAUUUUUUUUCAAAGGCUGACUCCAGCCAACUUUCUGUAUUGAAGCAAUUUGACUUUUGUAUUUAUUUACAAAUUGACAUCCCAUAGCUCCCCUCUUCAGCACAUGGCACUAAGAAUUCCUUUCCACUUGAUGCAUGCCAGAAGCUUUCUUUUCCAAGGAACUUUAUAUGCUUGUAAUGUUUCUUCAGAUUGCUUUUCUUGAGAGUCAGGAACUGGCCACCUCACCUCCUCAGCAGGAGGACGGGCCCAUCCAUCUCUUAAAAUGUAGAUUUAGCUUU